CCUUUGCCCCCCCCGCCCCGUGACCUGCCAAGAUGGCGCUGUCCAGGGCCGGUUGCUGCGGGGCCUUCUGGCGCCUCGGGCCUGGGCCCGGCCCCGCCACCGGCCUGAGCCGCGCCCGGGGGCUGCUGGAGCCGCGCCCCGCACGGGGGGCGCUGAGGUCCCCGGCGUUUCGCCUCUCCACGGGCUCCAGGUCUGUCCUCGCCGCCCUGGCGUCCAAAGUGAAACGCAUCAACGGGAGAUACGAGAGGUUUUUGGAAAGGACCUUCCCCCGUUUCUACGUGCUGUACGCGACUUUCACCAAAGGAAUCCAAGCGCUCUUCGUGGAAGUAAAAGAAAUAAGAAAAAUCAAAUCUAAAAUGUCCUGUCAGAGACUGAGCGUUCAGCAACUUCCCUACCGGGAGAUGGAGAGGCUGCGGCAGUUUCGCAGGGACGUGAUCAAGGCCAUUCCCAUCGGAAUUAUCGCCAUCCCGCCCUUCGCCAACUUCUUGGUCAUCGUCCUGAUGUAUUUCUUCCCACGCCAGCUCCUGAUCCGUUACUUCUGGACCCCCAACCAGCAGAUUGAAUUCCUGGACGCCUAUGACGCCAUCCGGCGAGACUUGUAUCCGGAUGUAGUGAAGAGUUUAGCCCUGGCAGCGCGUUCCCUGCCCGAGCCGCAGCUCCAAAAACGCCUGCAGGAGCUCUGCGCCGAGGUGCAGCGAGGUUCCCAGCCACGCGUGGCCGAGCUCUACGCCGUGAGACAUUUGUUUUCGGGAUCUCCGCUGGGUCUGAACAAGCUCCGGGUGUCUCACGUGAAAGCCCUGAGCCAGGUCCUGUUUCUGACCCCUCACUUGCCGGCCUUUUUCCUGAGGCGUCGCCUGCGGAGCCACGUCUUGGAGAUCCGGCACCUGGACCGCGCCAUGCUGCGCCUGGGCUUGGGCCAGCUGUCCGAGGAGGAGCUGAAAGCGGCUUGUUACCUCCGUGGCCUGAACUCCACUCACCUCGGCAUGUCCGAGUGCCGAGCGUGGCUGGAGCAGUGGCUGGGGCUCUCCUGCAAGCUGCAAGCUUCCGAAGCUUCCCUCCUGGCAAACAGCAUGGUCCUGCUGUCCCUCAACUACGUCAGGGCCAAGGAGUGACGGCCGAGCCGCCGGCUGCGCACCCUCACCCCUGGCAUCGCGCGCCGACUUGGUGAUUUCCCAGCCUGGUGCCGCAAAAAAAAAAAAAAAACCCAAAACCAAACCCCAACAACAACCCGCCUUUCGGUGAUGCGAAACCAGAGCCCGGAGUCAACGAGAGGAGCCCCGACGCUGCCGCGGGGGCGAAGACGUGAUUCCCUCCCUCCCGCGCCGGAGAUUCGUGCCGACGCCGGCUCUUCUCUUCCCCUUCGUGCAGUCGGAGCGGGCUGACGAUGCCGCGGGGCUGAGCCCCGUCCCUUCGCUGUUACGGCUUUUAAACUGCGUCACUUUAAUUACGGGAGGCGAGAACGAACGUCUCCGCUGCCUGUGGACGCUUCCCUUAGUAUCUCGUAGUAGCGGGCUCCGUUCAGCUUGGGUUUUGCUGCUCUGUGCCUCACCUGGAGAGUUUUUACUUAGUUUCUUUACACCACUGAGCAGUCUUAAAUAUAAAAAUUUCCCUGAGGGGUUAAGAAAAGACCCCAAAUCCCCGGGUGACCUUACCCGGAGCCUCAGGGGGGGUUCUUGGGUUUUUGUUCGGCUGCGUCCCGGAGCGUCCCCAUCCCGGCCGCUGGCCCGGGGAGCCCUCGCUGGUUGACGGAGGGAUGUUGCCAGGGCUGGAAACGCCGCUGCCGACACAAAUGGGGUUAGAAAGAUGGCGCUGAACUGCACCGAUUCCUUCAGCGGAGGCCACGGGGCCGCGCGUUCGUCAAGUUCUCCGCCUAAUUAGAUCUUAGCCCUGCGUUUUCUGCUCGGCGGAGGCGGCUCUGGGGGGGGGGGGAGCCGAACCCCACCGUGUCUCACCUCGUCCCGUCACUGCAUGAGAAACCUCCCGCUGUCGAGUGAAUUUAAACCAACUUGAAGUGUUUUAUUAAAGACAAAAGCAAGCGAA
Molecule: messenger RNA, 2040 nt
Organism: Grus americana (Whooping crane)
Lineage: Eukaryota; Metazoa; Chordata; Aves; Gruiformes; Gruidae
Gene: LETMD1
Product: LETM1 domain containing 1
Exons: 9
Coding region: 33-1112 (359 amino acids)
Biological process (GO): intracellular monoatomic cation homeostasis
Cellular component (GO): mitochondrial inner membrane
Molecular function (GO): ribosome binding
Source: RefSeq, a predicted model, not a curated record